This is a messenger RNA of Helianthus annuus (common sunflower), 869 nucleotides long. Its product is annotated as monothiol glutaredoxin-S2-like. The record is from RefSeq and is a predicted model, not a curated record. Lineage: Eukaryota; Viridiplantae; Streptophyta; Magnoliopsida; Asterales; Asteraceae. The transcript has a single exon. The coding region runs from base 69 to 446 and encodes 125 amino acids.
UUGGAAAUUACCUCGUAUCCACCUUUUCCCUCCUUUAUUGUCCUCUAGUUCAGCUAUAUAUAGCCUCAAUGGCAGUUCAAGUUCCUAAAAGCAAACCACUUACCAUAAAACCAUCUUACAGUUAUCCAGCAGAGAAAAUGGCCGUUGUCACAAGAUUGGUGAAAGAUAGAGCAGUGGUUAUAUUCAGCAAGAGUUCUUGCUGUAUAUGCCACAGCAUUAAGACGCUAAUAUGUAGCUUUGGGGCAAAUCCAACUGUUUAUGAGCUUGAUGAACGCCCAGAUGGUCAGCAAAUUGAGAAGGAACUCAUAGCCUUAGGGUGUAAGCCAAGUGUCCCAGCUGUUUUUAUAGGACAGGAGCUCGUUGGUGGAUCCAAUGAGAUCAUGAGUCUGCAUCUCAAAGGAAUGCUGGUCCCAAUGCUCAUUAAAGAGAGAGCUAUAUGGCUAUAGUACAAAUGCUAUAGCCAUAAACAGAGCAUUUUCUUAAGCUCCGGUGGUAGUCCGGUAUACUUGCCAACAGAUAUGAAAGUAUGAAUAAGAGAAUAAACAGAAAGUCAAAUGGCAUUUUAUCUAGCCAUGCGAUGUAUGAUAUAUGUAACUUGUUUGGCCUUAACCCCUUUUAUUGUUAAGGUGUUACAAACUUGAGAAGAAUAUAUGAUAUGUAACUUUACUUUAUAAUGAUGUACAUUCAAAAUCCUUAAUGGUUUGGCAUUUCAGGUAAGAUCAAUACCUACCACUAAAUCUCAAAUUUAACCACCACAUAACAGAUUUUAACUGGAAUAUAUUCACGUUUUCUAUACUUAUGGUUAAUUCAUAAGUUUUCCAAACGAAUCCUGCCUAUCACUAUCCACCACGAUCAAAUGAACAUGUAUG